This is a messenger RNA of Scylla paramamosain (green mud crab), 1601 nucleotides long. RefSeq lists its product as uncharacterized. The transcript has 8 exons. Lineage: Eukaryota; Metazoa; Arthropoda; Malacostraca; Decapoda; Portunidae. The record is from RefSeq and is a predicted model, not a curated record. The coding region runs from base 304 to 1416 and encodes 370 amino acids. Gene Ontology annotation, molecular function: 2-oxoglutarate-dependent dioxygenase activity.
AACAGUCAGUAUGAGUUCGACAUUCGAGAAAGUUGGUGUCUGCGGCUUCUGCUCCUGCUUGCGCGUUACUUUUUGACAUUGAUAUAAAAGUUUUUUUUUCUUUCUUUUCAAGACAACUAGUUAUGGAGCACUUAAAUAAGCAAAUACUUGGUAAAACAAAAACCAGAUAUAUCAUGAUGAGUGCAAAGCAAAUUAUCGCUCCGCAAUAUUCAUGACCCAUUUUACAAACGAUCACUAUUGGAAUCUGCUGUGUGGAGUGGGUACUAAAAUGUACCAUAUCAUCUACAACAAAUACAAUGCUUAAUGUGUUCUAAUUUCCUACACACAAAACACGGAACAGACUGUGACAGAGUUCGUCCUGUUAUCAUCAACAGCAUCGCCUGCCCCAACAGAACAACCACCACUAGCAUCACCGCUUGCAACACAACCAGCAGCAGCAGAAGGCACAGCAGGUGCAGCAGCAUGCAGAGCGAGGCGCCUCCCUGCAGCAAGGUGCCCACCGUGGACGUGGGUGACCUAGGCGCACACCACGCGGAGGAGCCCUGCCAGCAGGAGUGGGAACGCGUGACGCGCGAGCUGGAGCAGGCCUUCAGCGAUAUAGGAUGUGCCUACCUCACCGGCCAUGGCGUGCCUGACCACCUGAUCAAUGAAAUGCUGUCCACUGGUGUUGCUUUCUUCAAGCAGCAAGAAGAGGUUAAGAUUCGUUGGGCUAAAGAUAUGAAUUUACAUGGAUACAUCAAGAUGAACUCCGAAAGAUUUGCUGGAGCAGGUCCUGAGCUGCAUGAAGGCUUCGUCUUCAAUCCAGCCUGUUACGGCCCGUAUAAUGAGGAAGUACCGCUGUUUAUGACGCUUUUAGUGCCUCUGCAUGAGUUUUGUCGCACCCUCUCUCGGAGGCUGAUGACCUGCUUCGCCCUCAGUGUGGGAAAGAAUCGAGAUUACUUCGUGAACAUGCACCAGGACAGCGGCACCAAGAACAGCCUCAGCACUUACCGUCUGAACUAUUACCCACUGGCCUCUGGUGAUCAAGAGGAAGUGGUUGGAUUCGGUGCUCACGCUGAUUACACUACUAUAACCCUUCUUUUCAGCAACGACUCGAAAGGCUUGCAGGUUCGUGACUCAGCUGGGCAGUGGGUGGACGUGGCCUACGUUCCCGGCACCAUACUGUUACUGGCGGGGGAGUUCCUCCACUUCCACUCCUACAAGAGGUUCAAAGCACCGAUGCAUCGCGUCGUUGUGCCCAGUGAAUACCAGCCCGGGCGACUACAUCGUGUCACGUUUGGCUUUUUCGAUCAUCCUGACUCGCACCAGCCAAUGUGGCCUCCCAGUGAAGACCCUACCAGCCCUGCUCCGCCGAAUGUCAAAGACUAUUUACUGGCAAUAAUGCGUAGAGCGGUUGACAUAGGUGCUAAGAAAUGAGAGACAAGGUGUUGGAACAAGCAUACUGUUUGGCGUUAGUUACUGUUUUGUUUAGGUUAAUUUUAAUGUGUCAGGAGGCCAUCCAAGGAGAAAAGAAUGAUAAAGAUUAGCCCCUAAAGCGUUAUAACUUAUUUUGUUGUUGAAAAUAUGCUUGGCAAAGAAACUUGGGAUCAGAUUUCUUAAAA